Molecule: messenger RNA, 2530 nt
Organism: Dendrobium catenatum
Lineage: Eukaryota; Viridiplantae; Streptophyta; Magnoliopsida; Asparagales; Orchidaceae
Product: two pore calcium channel protein 1
Exons: 24
Coding region: 64-2292 (742 amino acids)
Biological process (GO): transmembrane transport; calcium ion transport
Cellular component (GO): plant-type vacuole; vacuolar membrane
Molecular function (GO): calcium ion binding; voltage-gated calcium channel activity
Source: RefSeq, a predicted model, not a curated record
UCCCGGAAAUGCAUUUGUCAAUUACCGUCGCAGCUCUUCGCUUCUCUCACGUGGGUGAAGACAAUGGAGACGCCGUUAAUUACCGAAGCUACUACCAGCGGAGGCGGAGAUGGUCGCCAGCGGCAGAAGCCAAGUCAACAGUACAGGAGAAGGUCCGAUGCCAUAGCCUACGGCUCGCGCUACCAGAAGGCGGCUGCUCUUGUUGAUCUGGCAGAAGAUGGAAUUGGUUUACCAGAAGAAGUUCUGAAUGAUAUCAGAUUUGAUAGAGUCGCGAGGUUCUAUUUUAUAUAUAUUCGUUUUAACUUUCUUUGGUCUCUUAAUCUUUGUGCCUUGAUACUGCUGAGCUUUCUUGAGAAACCCCUAUGGUGCUUCAAUAAUCGUCAGUUUUCUUGUCAAGAGAGGGAGUAUUUUUUCCUUGGAGAACUGCCUUACUUGACUCAUGCUCAGUCCUUCGUAUAUGAAGGAAUCACCCUACUUAUACUCAUUUUACAUACAUUUUUCCCAAUUGCAUAUGAAGGUUGGAAUCUAUUCUUGAAGAAUCUUUGGAACAAGUUAAAGGUCAUAUUUCUUCUCCUUCUGAUGUGUGAUAUAGUGGUUUAUGCGCUUUUUGUAUCUCCUGUGUCAAUUACUUACCUGCCGUUCAGAAUUGCUCCAUAUAUUCGUAUUGCCUUUGUUACCUUGUCAAUCAGGGAGUUGCGCACAUGCGUAGUCACACUUGCUGGAAUGCUUGGUAUGUACCUGAAUGUCUUGGCUCUUUGGCUAUUAUUCCUUCUAUUUUCCAGCUGGCUUGCCUAUGUCACUUUUGAAGACACUCAACAAGGAAAGAUAAUGUUUAGUUCAUUUGGAACUACACUUUAUCAGAUGUUUGUGCUUUUCACGACAUCUAACAAUCCAGAUGUGUGGAUUCCGGCAUACAAGAAAUCUCGUUGGUCUUGCAUAUUUUUCAUUCUUUAUGUUCUUUUGGGGGUCUACUUUAUCACAAAUCUUAUUCUUGCAGUUGUCUAUGAUAGCUUUAAAGCUCAGCUUGUUAAACAAGUUAUUGAGAUGGACAACAUGAGGAUCAGCAUAUUAGGGAAGGCUUUUGGUCUUAUCGACAAUUUUAAUCAGGGGUUUUUGAACAAAGAGCAGUGUAUCUGUCUGUUUGAAGAGUUGAACAGAUACAGGUCAUUGCCAAAAACUUCAAGGGAGGAUUUUGAGCUGAUAUUUGAUGAACUUGAUCAUAGUGGUGAUUUCAAGAUCAAUUUGGAAGAAUUUACCGACCUCUGUAAUGCUAUUGCUCUAAGGUUCCAAAAGGAAGCCACACCUUCUUGCUUUGAGAACUAUCCAUCAUUUUACCAUUCACCUCAAUGUGAAAAGUUGAAAGCUUUUGUUCGUAGCUCUACAUUUGGAUACAUUAUAGCUUUUGUUCUUGUACUGAACCUAAUUGCUGUUAUCAUUGAAACAACGCUUGAUAUAGAGAACAGCUCGGCACAGCAAAUCUGGCAAGAAGUCGAGUUUUUCUUUGGUUGGAUUUAUAUCGUGGAGGUGGCUUUAAAAGUCUUUACAUAUGGGUUUAGAACAUAUUGGAUGGAAGGGCAAAACCGUUUUGAUUUUGUGAUCACAUGGAUAAUAGUCAUUGGAGAGGCCACGACCUUUUUCUUUUCAUCUGAGCUUCCCUUUCUAUCAAAUGGUGAAUGGAUUCGCUAUCUUCUAAUAGGAAGGAUGUUGCGCUUGCUAAGGCUCUUGUUGAAUGUGCAGCAAUACAGAGGAUUUGUUGCAACGUUCUUAACUCUUAUUCCUAGUUUGAUGCCAUAUCUUGGCAUCAUUUUUUGUGUGCUUUGUAUAUAUUGCUCUGUUGGCGUACAGCUAUUUGGUGGAAUUGUAAAUGCUGGAAAUGCUAUACUGGAAACUACUGAUCUCUUUCAGGAUGACUAUCUGCUUUUCAAUUUCAAUGAUUACGCCAAUGGAAUGGUUACACUUUUCAAUUUGUUAGUCAUGGGUAACUGGCAAACGUGGAUGCAGAGCUACAAGGAUUUGACAGGAAGUUCUUGGACCCUUAUCUAUUUUGUCAGUUUCUAUCUCAUAACAGUUUUACUGCUCCUGAAUUUGGUUAUAGCAUUCGUGUUGGAAGCAUUUUUUGCUGAAAUGGAAAUUGAAACAACCACUAAUUCUGCAGAUACCAAGGAUGCUUUGGGUAAGACCGAUCGCCGUCGACUUGUUGGCUUAAAGACACGGAGCCGUGCGGUCGACAACCUUCUUCAUCACAUGUUAAGUGCAGAGCUCAGCGAAACUCGGAGCUCCCAAGUUCCUUGAGUGUGGCCCUUUCAUUGAUGCAGCACAAGAUCAUCUAUUGCAGCUCAGCACAAUCCCCUGUGACUCGCAAACAUAACAAAUCAAUAGUUGACUCCUAUUUUAUUUCAUCGAUCACUUAUAAGGGAUUUUAUGCAUACUUGAACUCUGUGUAAUGAGACUAAUUGUUUUUCUUAAGAACUAAUGGCAUUUUGUAAUAAAAAAAAUUCUUCCCUUGAUAGAGUCGUUAGCACUUGCCUCC